AUGGACGAGGUCACCUUCAAAAGUGACACUGUGCUGUCAGACGUCCACCUCUACACCCCGAACCACAGACACCUCAUGGUGCGGCUGAACGGCAUGGGGCAGCCUGUUUUCCUGUCCCAGUUCAAGCUUCUGUGGAACCGAGACUCUCGGACAGACUCAGGGGCCGACGGUGAUGGUCGUGGCGCUCUUCUCGCCGAGGAAACACCACCAUCCGGACCGGGCAGUGCCAGGCCCCCUCCGGGGAGUGGCCACAGUGACGCCACCAGCCAGGUGGGGCUGGGAACUCGGCUGGACGAAGACGGGGAUUUGGACGUGGAGAGGAGACCACCGACUGCUUCGGACCCCGAGCCAGCAGGGCCUCCGAGAGACAAGGUACAUCCCACGAUUCUAACGCAGGAGGAAGAGGACCCACUGGCAGAUGGAGCACGAGAGAGCAGCCCCUGGGAUAUCGUCAGAAUAGAGCACACCAUGGCCACCCCCCUGGAGGAUGUUGGCAAGCAGGUGUGGCGGGGUGCCCUGCUCCUGGCAGACUACAUCCUCUUUCAGCGGGACCUCUUCCAGGGCCGCACCGUGCUGGAGCUCGGGGCGGGCACAGGGCUGGCCAGCAUCAUUGCAGCCACUGUGGCACGCACGGUAUAUUGUACAGAUGUCGGCGCAGAUCUCCUGGCCAUGUGCCAGCGAAAUAUUGCCCUCAAUGGCCACCUGACUGCUGCUGGAGGCGGUGUGGUUAAGGUCAAAGAACUGGACUGGCUCCGCGACGACCUGUGCACAGACCCGGAGGUCCCCUUCAGCUGGUCCCAGGAGGAUGUCUCUGACCUGUACAGCCACACCACCAUCCUGCUUGCGGCCGAAGUGUUUUACGACGAUGACCUAACCGACGCUCUGUUUAAAACCCUGUCCCGCCUCGCUCACAAGCUGCAGAACGCCUGCACGGCCAUUCUGUCUGUGGAGAAGCGGCUGAACUUCACACUCAGACACCUGGACGUCACAUGCGAGGCGUACGACCACUUCCGCUCCUGGCUGCGGCGGCUGGAGGGGCUCGCGGACGGCCGGCUGCGCUUCGCGGUGGAGCGGGUGGAGGCCUCCUUCCCGCAGCUCCUGGUUUACGAGCGCAUCCAGCAGCUGGCCCGCUGGGUCCAUCAGACUAGGCCUCUGAGGAAGCCUCCCAGUAGCGGUACACGGGCCGGGUACCGGGCCGAGCUCCUUCUUCCCUGGCCUCAGUUGAUGCCGAGCCCAGGAGCUCUGGAAGAUCUUUGUGGAACCGGUGAUGUGACCCUGCAUCCCAAGCACGGCUUCUCGACUGUUCUUAGAGUACAUCUCUAA
Molecule: messenger RNA, 1323 nt
Organism: Puma concolor (puma)
Lineage: Eukaryota; Metazoa; Chordata; Mammalia; Carnivora; Felidae
Source: RefSeq, a predicted model, not a curated record